This is a messenger RNA of Phycomyces blakesleeanus NRRL 1555(-), 998 nucleotides long. RefSeq lists its product as hypothetical. The record is from RefSeq and is a predicted model, not a curated record. The annotation marks the transcript as partial. The transcript is spliced from 5 exons. Gene Ontology annotation, molecular function: 5'-3' DNA exonuclease activity; DNA binding; 5'-flap endonuclease activity. NCBI's taxonomy places the organism in Eukaryota, Fungi, Mucoromycota, Mucoromycetes, Mucorales, Phycomycetaceae.
UUGAUAUAUUUAAUAUAUUUAAUAUAUUUAACAUAUUUAACAUAUUUAACAUUUAUUUUGUUACUAUGGGCAUAAAAGGUUUCUUACCAUUAUUUAAACAAGUACAAGAAGAGGUCCACAUAAGAGAGUAUGGUGGUGUAAAAGUCGCCAUCGAUGGCAAUGUGUGGCUACAUAAAGGCGCAUUCUCAUGUGCAUACGAUCUUGCAACCAACAGACCUACGCGCAGAUACGUCGAAUAUUUUAUACGCCAGGUUGAUAUGCUUCUCUACCACAAAGUCAUUCCAAUAAUCGUAUUCGAUGGAAAGCCUCUUCCUAUAAAAUCACACACUAAUGACCAACGCUCCAAAGAUCGAAUAAAUGCGCGCGAAGCAGGUUACGAAUUAAAAAGACAAGGGAAUACGCGUGCAGCAACAGAGCAAUUUCAAAAAGCAAUCUCAAUAACUCCUGAGAUGAUUGCCCAGGUGUCAAAGGCAUUGGCUAUUCGAAAAGUGCAGACAAUCGUGGCACCUUAUGAAGCAGACUCCCAGUUGGCUUAUCUUAUUAAACAUAACAUAGUAGAAGCAAUUAUAACUGAAGAUUCUGAUCUUCUUGUAUUUGGCUGUAAAACUGUUCUCUUCAAGAUGGAUCGUUCAGGAACUGCCAUGCGAUUAAGACAGAAAGACCUUCCACUUACAACUGAAAUCAAUAUUUCUGGUUGGGAUAUAGAUAAAAUCCGGAGAAUGUGUAUUCUGUCAGGGUGUGAUUACCUCGAGUCACUUCCUGGUAUUGGUAUCAAACGAGCGCACAAUUAUCUCGUUAAUUUUAAGACUUACGAAGCCGUGCUGGCACGACUGCGAAUCGAAGGAAAAAUGAAAGAUACAAAAAAUUACGAAGAAUUGUUUGAAAAAGCAGAAAAAGCCUUUCUGUACCAACAUGUAUAUGAUCCAAUUACAAAGGAGUUCGUCACGCUUAACCCUCUCCCUGAUAAUAUCCCUAUUGAAACACUCGAUUUUCUCGGA